AUGGCCGCCUCCAGUUCUCAAGGAAUCAACACGUUGUUGGAAGCCGAACGUGAAGCUGCCAAGAUUGUGCAAAAGGCAAAGCAAUACCGUAUUCAGCGUUUGAAGGAUGCUCGUUCUGAAGCUACCAAGGAUAUUGAAGAGCUCAAGGCCCAAAAGAAUCAAGAAUAUCAAAACUUUGUUGCCGAGCAUGCAGGUGCUUCUGAUGCCAGCUUGAGUAUUGUUAACCAAGAGAUGGAUGCCAAGAUUGCUGAGAUCCAGGGUGCAUUUGCUCAAAACAAGGAUAAGGCUGUUGAAAAGAUGCUUGAUGCCAUUGUCAAUGUCCAGGCCAAACCUCAUGUGAAUGCCCGUGCAUAG
This is a messenger RNA of Lichtheimia ornata, 354 nucleotides long. Its product is annotated as V-type ATPase, G subunit. Gene Ontology annotation, cellular component: vacuolar proton-transporting V-type ATPase complex. The transcript is spliced from 4 exons. NCBI's taxonomy places the organism in Eukaryota, Fungi, Mucoromycota, Mucoromycetes, Mucorales, Lichtheimiaceae. Gene Ontology annotation, molecular function: proton-transporting ATPase activity, rotational mechanism. Gene Ontology annotation, biological process: proton transmembrane transport. The coding region runs from base 1 to 354 and encodes 117 amino acids. The record is from RefSeq and is a predicted model, not a curated record.